Anarrhichthys ocellatus (wolf-eel) is the source of this 1149-nucleotide messenger RNA. It is a transcript of the gene cxcr2, whose product is annotated as chemokine (C-X-C motif) receptor 2. Bases 1 to 1149 code for a protein of 382 amino acids. The transcript is spliced from 2 exons. Gene Ontology annotation, biological process: immune response; positive regulation of cytosolic calcium ion concentration; neutrophil chemotaxis. Lineage: Eukaryota; Metazoa; Chordata; Actinopteri; Perciformes; Anarhichadidae. The record is from RefSeq and is a predicted model, not a curated record. Gene Ontology annotation, molecular function: C-C chemokine receptor activity; C-C chemokine binding. Gene Ontology annotation, cellular component: membrane; external side of plasma membrane.
AUGAAGCUACAACUUUUGAUCCUUACUGUUUUGCGGUUUUUGGUUCUAACCAAUCAAGAAGAAGAGGAAAAACAGCUGACAACAGAGGAAUUUUACAUGGAAGCUUUCUUCAACAACUCCAGUCACAAUUUCACAUUUGAGUACGACGAUGACCUGUCUGCUCCUUGCAGUGUAACGGUGCCUGGAUUCAACAGCUUGGGCCUGAUGAUCACCUACAUCUUCGUGUUCGUCCUCAGCGUGGUCGGCAACAGCGUGGUUAUCUAUGUGCUUUGCUCCAUGAAGAAAGUUAGAGGUAGCACAGAUAUCUAUCUAAUAAACCUGGCGAUGGCCGACCUUCUGUUCUGCCUCACCCUCCCGUUCUGGGCCGUCAAUGCUCAUUCCGGUUGGAUCUUCGGCAACUUCCUGUGCAAACUCCUGUCAGGCUUCCAGGAGGCCUCGGUAUACAGUGGUGUCUUCCUGUUGGCAUGCAUCAGCGUGGACCGCCACUUCGCCAUCGUGAGAGCUACGCGUGCCCGCCCCUCCCACCACCUGUUGGUUAAAGUGGCGUGCGCUGUGGUGUGGCUGGUGGCCGGAGUGCUGUCCUUACCCGGUGCCAUUCAGAAGGAGAGCAUGAGCCCUGAGGAAAUGGGCCAGAACAUUUGCUAUGUAAACCUAACUGGCGAAAGCAGCGACCAUUGGCGCGUCGGCAUGCGUGUUCUGCGCCAUACGGUGGGCUUUUUCCUGCCACUGGUGGUGAUGGCCAUCUGCUACGGCUGGAUUGUGGUGACGCUGUGUCACGCGCGCAAUCAACAAAAGCACAAGGCCAUACGCGUCAUCCUGGCGGUGGUGUUAGCCUUCAUUCUGUGCUGGCUGCCAUACAACAUCACCAUGCUGAUUGAUACGCUCAUACGAGGCGAAUCCAUUGCGUCGGGGACAUGUGAAACGCGCUACAUAGUGGAAGUGGUGCUGGAUGUGACCCAAGUGUUGGCCUUCAUGCACUGUGCGGUGAAUCCGGUGCUGUACGCCUUCAUUGGCGAGAAGUUCCGUAACCAGCUGCUCUCAGCUCUUUACAGACAUGGGCUCAUCAGCAAGCGGUUCCACAUGGCUUACAGGAAGGGCUCAGCCAGCAGCGCAGGCAGCGUCAGAUCUAGAAACACCUCGACCAUGUAA